AAAAGGGGAGAACUGAUAUUUCUUGGGCUAGGGAAGGUACACCAAAAGUCUCAAAAACAAAAUGUUGAAGUGGUUCGUGCUGUUGGCCAUCCUGGUCCUGGUUAGUGCCGAAGUUCACAAGGUCAAGAUUCACAAGAGGGAGCACAAGAAGUCCCAUUUGGCCCGCAAGAUUGCCGUUCACAUACUGAAGCACAAGGUGCACCAGAUCAUCCGUCACCAUCUCCGCGAUCUCGUCAUCUACGACGAUGGAGCACCGGUUUAUGUCCAGCCCGACUAUGACUAUCCCAGCCAGGAUACGGACUACACAUCUGAGGAGCUGGGCAACUCGAUGAACAUGUAUUACUACGGCGAGAUCAGCAUUGGCACUCCCCCGCAGUACUUCAAUGUGGUCUUCGACACGGGCUCUGCCAACCUCUGGAUCCCCUCGGCCCAGUGCCUGGCCAGCGAUGUGGCCUGCCAGCAGCACGACCAGUACAACUCCAGUGCCUCCUCCACCUAUGUGGCCAGUGGCCAGAACUUUUCCAUCCAGUACGGAACCGGCAGCGUGACUGGCUACCUUGCCACAGACACCGUGACCAUCAAUGGCCUGGCCAUCGCCAGUCAAACCUUCGGAGAGGCCGUCUCGCAGCCGGGCAACAGCUUCACUGAUGUCGCCUUCGACGGUAUUCUGGGCAUGGGAUUCCAGCAGAUUGCCGAGGAUAAUGUGGUGCCACCCUUCUACAAUCUCUACACCCAGGGACUGAUCGAUGCUCCUGUUUUCGGCUUCUACCUGGGCAGGAAUGGCACCGCCGAGGAUGGCGGCCAGUUGACGCUGGGCGGUACCGAUCAGAGCCUGAUCUCCGGUGAGAUGACCUACACCCCAGUCACCCAGCAGGGCUACUGGCAGUUCAGUGUGAACAACAUCACCUGGAACGGCACCGUGGUGUCCAGUGGAGUCCAGGCCAUCGCCGAUACUGGCACCUCUCUGAUUGCCUGCCCGCCGGCUGCCUAUGCCCAGAUCAACCAGCUGAUUGGCGCCGUUCUCAUCCAGGGAGACUACUAUGUACCGUGCGCCACUGUGGACUCCCUGCCGGUGCUGACCUUCAACAUUGGCGGCACCAACUUCGACCUGCCUCCCUCCGUGUACAUCCAGACCUACACGGAUGGCAACUACAACACCUGCAUGUCCACCUUCACCUACAUCGGCACCGAUUUCUGGAUCCUGGGCGAUGUCUUCCUGGGCCAGUAUUACACCGAGUUCGAUUUUGGCCAGAAUCGCGUGGGUUUCGCAAAUCUGGCUUAAGGUCUUAAGAUGUGAACAAACGAACGAGAGUAAUGGGAAAAAUAUAGGUUAUAAAAAUAGAAAAAAAAGAAGAAUAUUAAAAGAGAAUAUAUGCAUGGAAA
Messenger RNA from Drosophila kikkawai, 1383 nucleotides. RefSeq names its product lysosomal aspartic protease. Gene Ontology annotation, molecular function: aspartic-type endopeptidase activity. The record is from RefSeq and is a predicted model, not a curated record. Lineage: Eukaryota; Metazoa; Arthropoda; Insecta; Diptera; Drosophilidae. Gene Ontology annotation, cellular component: lysosome. Gene Ontology annotation, biological process: proteolysis; cell death.